AGGAAUCUCAUUGGCUCACGGGAGGCGUGAUGCCACCGGGCAGCUCUUUUUAAGAGAAAAGCCAGGACCUGAAGCAGCGACCCCUGAGCAGUGCUCUCUGUGCUUAGCGGCGGGGACCCGGCUGCUGUGUGAAAGCCAACAUGAGUGAGCGACAAGGUACUGGAGCGACCAAUGGAAAAGAUAAGACAUCAGGCGAAAACGAUGGGCAGAAGAAAGUUCAAGAAGAGUUUGACAUCGACAUGGAUGCACCAGAGACAGAACGUGCAGCGGUAGCCAUUCAGUCUCAGUUCAGAAAAUUCCAGAAGAAGAAGGCUGGAUCUCAGUCCUAGUGGGGGACCCCCCUUCCUAAUCUGCUUGAAGACCCUGAAUUCAACCAUCAUCUGUCAAGAAACUAAGAGAACCACACCCUAGACAGAAGUCAUCCACAUGAGAUACACACACGCACCGCAAACCUAAAUGCAUGUACAGAAACCCGUAAUAUUUAUACCCUUGUAGACAGGCGGAGGCAAGGAAAAUUUGAGUAGCUUAAUCUCUAUGUUUAUCUCCAUUCUCAUUUCUCCUGCAACUAUUUUCCUUGACGUUGUAAUAAAAUGAAGUUCAGAUGAGUGAUUCAAA
Molecule: messenger RNA, 615 nt
Organism: Ictidomys tridecemlineatus (thirteen-lined ground squirrel)
Lineage: Eukaryota; Metazoa; Chordata; Mammalia; Rodentia; Sciuridae
Gene: Pcp4
Product: Purkinje cell protein 4
Cellular component (GO): cytoplasm
Molecular function (GO): calmodulin binding; calcium ion binding
Source: RefSeq, a predicted model, not a curated record